This is a messenger RNA of Cheilinus undulatus (humphead wrasse), 1208 nucleotides long. Its product is annotated as armadillo repeat-containing protein 1-like. Bases 29 to 856 code for a protein of 275 amino acids. Lineage: Eukaryota; Metazoa; Chordata; Actinopteri; Labriformes; Labridae. The transcript has 6 exons. Gene Ontology annotation, molecular function: protein binding; metal ion binding. The record is from RefSeq and is a predicted model, not a curated record.
UCCUUGUAUGGGUGACUGAAGAGCAGCCAUGAGUGCGGAGCCGGACGCCUUGGCCGUGGUCAACCAGCUGCGGGACCUGGCCGCUGACCCCAUGAACCGCAGGGCCAUCGUCCAGGACCAAGGCUGCCUGCCAGGACUCAUCCUGUUCCUGGACAACCCCAACCCUCAGGUCGUCUACUCCGCCCUGCUGGCGAUCCGUUACCUGGCAGAAUGCCGAGCCAACCGGGAGAAGCUGAAGGGGGAGCUGGGGAUGAUGCUGAGCCUCCAGAACGUGGUACAGAAGUCAACAACGCCCGGAGAGACGAAGCUUCUGGCGUCCGAGAUCUACGAACUCCUGCAGGCGUCGAGCAGCGCCGACACCGAGCAAGCCGAGGAGCCUGUCAGCAGCCGGCGUAAAGCCCAGUUCUUCCUGGGCUCCAGCAACAAGAGAGCCAAGACGGUCAUCCUCCAUAUCGACGGCCUGGACGACUCGAGUCGGAGGAGUCUGUGUGAGGAGGCUCUGCUGAAGAUCAGAGGGGUGAUCAGCUUCACCUUCCAGAUGGCCGUCAAGAGAUGCAUCGUCAGGAUCCGCUCCGACCUGAAGGCCGAGGCUCUGGCGUCGGCGAUCGCGUCCACUCAGGUGAUGACGGCUCAGCAGGUGGUGAAAGGAGAGAGCGGAGACGAGGUUUUGAUCCCGUUUAAGGAGGACGGCUCGGUGGUGGUGGAGCAGAACGUGAACCUGCCGGACUACCUCCCCGAGGACGAGAGUCCGUCUCAGGAGCCCGACAAGGCGGUGAGCCGGGUGGGAUCGGGCCAGGAAGGAGCCAGCUGGCUGGGCGCUGCCACCAACUUCCUGUCCCGCUCCUUCUACUGGUGACCCCCACAGGCCCCGACCCCCCCCCCCCCCCGUUACAGCCCCGCCUCCUCUCAGAACCAAAACGUACCAGCUGCCAAAUGUCACCUGUGUGUCUCAGCGGCAGAGACGAACACUGAGACGGACUGAGAGAGAAAAAAACUGCUGUUAGAGACCAUGUUUGAGGUUUCUGUGUAAAGUCGCUCUGUGAACACGACCUUCCCUUCAUUACCAAAAUGUCUUAACAGCAGCAACACGAACAAACACCUAUGAGGAAGAAUGAAGAGGACCGAGCAGGACGCCCCUCUCUUUCUUUACCUUUUUAUUUAUUUAUUAAACCACCAGACUGAGGGGAGUUCAGUCAGCUGUGCCUUCA